GGAGUUUGAUAGGAAGUAUUAGUAUUCCCUGUAUGGAUGAUGGAAUAUUACCUGUAUCUGUCUGUCUUGGUGGUUGUUGAGGAGGAAGAUUCCGACGGAUUCCUCCGUCUGAGACGAACGGACGGAGACGGAGUCGGAGUCCGUGUCCGUCUUAUACUCCCUAUACUCUUGCUCUUCUUAUACUUCUUUUCUCUUCUCUUCUUCUUUGAUAAUCUUCUAAUCACUACACUGUUCUACUCCUCCUCUGUCUAUUAUAAUGCCUACCAACAAAGCAGCGUGGAUUCCAGCCAAAAAAGCGGUUCCGCUACAAGUCGGCGAUGCCCCCUACACCCCCCCCGGUCCCGGGCAGAUCGUGGUGAGGAACGGCGCCGUCGGGAUCAAUCCCUUUGACUGGGUGCUGCAGAUGCAGGGUCCGCUCUUCGCGCCGCAUCUGCAGUAUCCGAUGGUACUGGGGAUCGACGUGGCCGGCACGGUCGUCGAGGUUGGGCCUGACGUGACGCGGUUCCAGGUAGGCGACCGGGUGGCCGGCAGCGCCGUGUCUGGCGACAAGUCGUCUGGGAAUGCCGCCGAGGGAGCGUUCCAGCUGUACAGCGUGUUGCGGGAGCAUAUGGUGGCUCCGGUUCCCGACGAGGUCAGCGACGAGCAGGCCGCCGUUCUGGGGCUCGGGAUAGGCACGGCGGCGUACGGGCUCUUCCACGCGAAUUAUCUGGCUCUCGAUCUGCCGCAGGUUCCGCCGCCGUCAAAUCCGCGACCGAGGGAAUCAUUGUCUCGGGUCAUCAUUAUCACGGGCGGCGCCUCGAGUGUCGGGAGUUGUGCGAUCCAGCUCGCCGUGUCGGCUGGGUACGAGGUGGUCUCGACCUCAUCGCCCAAGAACUUCGCGUAUGUCAAGGGGCUAGGCGCCUCGCAUGUCUUCGACUACAACAGUCCCACGCUGGUGGCGGAUCUGGUGCGUGUUCUCGACGGUCGUGAGCUGGUGGGAGCCUACACGGUGGGGGCCAACGCCGACCAGGUGUGUGCCGCCGUGAUGAAGGAGCGACUGGCCAAGACGCCCCAGCUGCCGACGAGGAAAUUCAUCGCUCUCGCGGGGGGUGCACGCAGGGGUCCCGAGGCCUUCAGGGGGACGCUCGCUCCAUACCGCAUGAUGGGCGGGAUGGUCAGCAUGAUGGGCCGGAAUGCCGUCACCAAGCUGCUGUCCGGGAUCGAGAUCAAGUUCAUCAUGAUUGUCGGUCUGGUUGAACCCGACAGCUGUGUCUCGCGUGUCUACCUUGACUUCUUGGGACCGGCUCUCGCUGCGAAGCAAUUUGUACCGGCGCCGGAGCCGCAGGUUGUCGGACGGGGGUUAGAGAAGAUCAAUGACGCUUUGGAGAUCAGUCAGGGGGGGGUUUCAGCCAGGAAGCUUGUUGUUUCUUUGCCUUAA
Penicilliopsis zonata CBS 506.65 is the source of this 1417-nucleotide messenger RNA. RefSeq lists its product as hypothetical. Gene Ontology annotation, molecular function: oxidoreductase activity, acting on NAD(P)H. The coding region runs from base 257 to 1417 and encodes 386 amino acids. The transcript has a single exon. Lineage: Eukaryota; Fungi; Ascomycota; Eurotiomycetes; Eurotiales; Aspergillaceae. The record is from RefSeq and is a predicted model, not a curated record.